Molecule: messenger RNA, 3287 nt
Organism: Portunus trituberculatus (swimming crab)
Lineage: Eukaryota; Metazoa; Arthropoda; Malacostraca; Decapoda; Portunidae
Cellular component (GO): cytoplasmic microtubule
Source: RefSeq, a predicted model, not a curated record
AAUAACAAAGUCCACGCAGGUAAACACAGACCAGACCAGGUGGAAUGCGUCGUGGCGGAGGUUCAAUUCAAAACACCACCAAACCCGCGACGAAGGGACACUGAGCAAGAAAUAGUACUCAAUAAGUGGAUAAUAAGUAGCUAAGGAGUGUGGUGGACGUGCAGUGAAGUCGUCUGUGAUUCCCUCCAGGCUACUACAGUGAAGGGAUUUACCACUCAUCCGUUCUCUCCCCCAGAGGUAAUCGGGCGAUAAUCCAGUCAUUUGUGUCUUACUUGACCACGGGGUGUGUCUCCUGGACGUAAUGGAUGGGCGCGUACAAGUAUCACUUUAUUCUACCAGUGCGUUGAUCGUGGAUGGAAAUAAGAAGUGACCUAUAUCUUGCACUCAGCUGUAUGAAACUAUCCUGUGAAUACCGUCAGACCACUCAAGGUUCAAGCAAUAUACGAGGCCAGGCCAUAAUUAGAGGGAUAAUUCCUCUCUCUUUGCCACUGUGGAUGUGUGUGAAGGAGUUGCAUUACUGUGGUGUGUUUGUGUCGUCUUGUUCUGGAUGUGUAGUGAACCACCAGCAUCAGGAAGGAUGUCGCAAGGCAGACCAUCCAAAUCUAAAGCAUACCUUGCAUCACGAUCUGCUAUCAAGGCAUGCCACAUACUCAUGUAUAAUACUGAAACAAGAAUGAUACAGUAAAAUACAUACAUAUAUCAGAAAACUACUUAUAAUUGAUAACAUAGAAAAUGAUACUACUAAUGGGAUGAACUGAGGGAAGUGAGCAACUGCACAGUGGUUACAAAUAGCACUGAGCAGGGACAGAUUUGGUUGCUUGGUGGAGGACCUGAUGGUGAUCGGGUACAGAACUCCAGUCAUGCGGGAGGGUGGGCGGCUGAACCUGCCUGCCAUGCGGCGUGGCCUUUCUCCCGAGGGAUGCAGGAUUCGGGAGCGCCACAGCCAAGGCUCCCUAACCAUCGGGGUGCAGGGCGUGACAGUGCAUCCCGCUGAGAGAGCAAGUCGCAGCCAGAGUUCAUUCCUGCAGGAAAACGUGAGGCGGCUGCGGGAGAUCCAAGCCAAGUGCCGGGACAGGGAGCAACCCAGCCGCCGCCACCAGCCGCUGCGAGCCACCACUCGCGUGAGCUCCGCCUCCACCACCGCCUCCACCUUAAGCAAGACAGACGGUCCUGUCGAUGCCUCCUUGGUGAAGACUGGUGAGGGCGGGGCGGGGCGUGGUGACAGUGCCCACUCAGACUACUAUUCUCUCUCAGAGGAUCCACCCGAUCCACCGCUCCCAACACACCCCCACUAUCCACCACAGGGAUGGCCUGCCAACACAUCCUCACGCCCUCAGAGUCCCGUGGUGCUCAGGCCGCUAGCCACCAGCCCCCUGCCACCCCAUGAGUCAGACCAACACCCCCUCCUCCCCGAUGCUGGUCUUACUAGGGAAAUGAGGAGGCUGCGAAUGGAGAGUCUGGUAUCUCGCAUCAGCAGUCAGCGGCCGGCGUGCGAGAUGGACUACCACCAGCACUACCGGACCAUUGAGAACCAACACCGUCAGUUGUUGGAUGCAGUCGAGAGAAUCAACAGUUCAUCAGGUGAUGCAGGCAGCGGUGAGGACUCCACCCGUUCGAGGGGAACCCAGGUGAGGGCUGCUACCCCUCCAAGAAUGGUCCGUGCACACAGCUUUGAUCGCAGCACCCAAGCCAGGCGGCGGGAAGGCAGCGCGGAAAGAACCAAAGCAGGUGCCUCAGGUGAACUAAAAGCCUUGAAAAAGUUCCACCACCGAUCCUCCUCCCCAUCCCCGUCUUCCUCCUUCUCCUCCCCACAACCCGCUAGAUCUUCCAGAAUAAUCUCCAAGAGUGGUCGCUUGCUCCAGGACACAGGUGAGGGGAAAGGUGUCGCUGGAAGGCAAGCGAUGGGGCUCAAGAGUACUGCCAUGACGGAAUCAAUAAGCAAAGAUGAGUCGAGAGGAAAACGCGGCUUGCUGAGAGCCAAAAGCGAGCUGGGCCAGCCUCCUGACAUACGGCCUUCUGGCACCCGUCCACCUUCCCGCCACGGCAGCCUAUGGAGCAAUGCCAGGCAAGACGCGGCAGAUGCCGCUUCCUUUUCGGAGGACACGAAUCUCAACUCCACUUUGUCCUCUAGCUGUGACUUUUACCCGGGGGACCACAUAGAAGCCGAGUCUCCCCGCCGCGCCACCCGAGAAGACCUCAAAUUGGCGAUUCGUCCAGACAGUCAAAGCACUACGGCAGAAGGAAGCCAUGGAGCAAAGGAUCCCAACCAGAACGAUUGGGACUCGUACAAUGACCUAGACUUCCCCCAAAACAGCGCCGUGGACGCGGAGGAUGCAGCAAUUUACUCCGGUGCUGUGGCAGGAACCAAACACAGCGAGCCGCCUGAUAGCAAGGCUGAGGUUACUGUGGGCGAGAAAAUUACCAACGCAGGGGAAGACAGAAAGAUUGACGAUCCUGGCGGCGUAGAUGAGACGGAUGACGUGCACCGUGCCCAAGCGCUGGCGACACCCACACCUGUCCAACACACCGGCGAGGAUGACACCGCCGCUGUCGCCACCGCUGUCACUACCACGACCAACUCUCCACGACGCUUGAAGAGAGAACAGCAGCAGCCCAGGAGGACCCGUGGCGACCUCCUGCGGAGAUCCCAGUCCCUGAAGAACGUAGCUCACACUCCACCUUCCUAUCAAAUAGGCAAAAUACCAAGAUAUUUGCAAAUCCGGAAAGAGGAGAAGCGUCGUCAGGAGGAGCUGGCCCGCGCCGUGGACCCGGACUGUCCUCCAGGCCACCAGCCGCUCCCUGACCACGAGCGUCUCAACACCCUCCACCUGCUGCACAAGAGUCAGACACAGGUUCUACGGGAGCUGUCAAGUCUGCCCGUGGCCCAAGACACCCUGCGAAUCAAGAAGGUGCGUCUCACCCUGGAGGAGAAGCUCACUCAAAUUGAAGAGGGUUUGCGGAUCUUUUCUCAGCCUCGAGUUUACAUUAUGAACGACGACUGAUUGAGAAUUUUCUUUAUCCGCUGCUUGUUGAUUUUUCUUAUUUGAUGUCUUACUGAAGUAUUAUCAUUAUCAUUUAUUAUUAUUAUUAUUAUUAUUAUUAUUACUCUAUCCACUAUUACUACUGUUUAUUGUUAAUUACCGUCAUCAUCAACGUAGUUUUAGAAAUAAUUGUUUCCUUUUUCUGUUAGCCUUUUUUUUAUGAAAUACUGGGACCGAAGCUAAAUUAUAAAUGUUCUUAAGCUGUAACCAUGAUAAUAAUAAUAAUAAUAAUAAUAAUAAUAAUAA